Molecule: messenger RNA, 885 nt
Organism: Penicillium canariense
Lineage: Eukaryota; Fungi; Ascomycota; Eurotiomycetes; Eurotiales; Aspergillaceae
Product: Monooxygenase FAD-binding
Exons: 2
Coding region: 1-885 (294 amino acids)
Molecular function (GO): FAD binding
Source: RefSeq, a predicted model, not a curated record
AUGCCAUUCAUCCGUGCCGAGCGCUCUCGGCUUCGGAAGUGGCUCUUGACCAAUCUUCCCAUUCAGUGGGGCAAGCAUGUCACUGAAAUUCAUCGUGAUGACACAGGCGUAGAGGUCUUUUUUAAAGAUGGCACGAGUGCUAAGGGUGACAUUGUUGUUGGUGCCGACGGGGUGUAUAGUCCCGUCCGAACACACCUCCUCCAGCGUCCCAGCAGCGACCUCCUCCAGGUCGUCCCGCUCAGUGCCAUCGUGGGCGAACUGACCCUCUCAGGUGAGGCCUUUGAACGCCAACUCGCUCUCGGUCACAGCGCGUAUAACCUCAUCAACCCCGAACUCGGCUUCAUCGGUUUUGUCGGCCUUCAUUAUGUACUCCCCGAUGGCAAGUCCGCUCGCUUCUACUGGAUGUUCAUGCAACCCGAUGCCGAAGUCAACGAUUCACAGCACUGGCUUCAAACAUCCACCCAGCAGGAAAAGCUAAGCCACGUCCUCCAGACCACGGCGGGCCUGCCGCCCAAGCUUCGUGAGAUCUUCGAACUGACCACUGCUGAGGGGAUUCGAAAAGAGCCACAUAUCUGGCGGGACCUUGAACUCGACAGUCUCCCUUCCAGCCGUGUCGUGCUCUUGGGUGAUGCGGCGCAUGCGAUGACCCCGUCCCGCGGCGAAGGUGCAUUCCAUGCUUUCAUCGAUGCGAUUAAAUUGGCCAAGGUACUUGGCCAGCUGGAUGCUGACGGGGACGUCCGUGACAUUACUGCUGUGAAGACAGCGGUCGCAGGGUAUCACGAGGAGAUGUUAAGAAGGGGGGUGCGGCGGUCCGCGCCUCAAGGUCCUCUUACCAGGAUGCCCAGAAGCGUGCGGAGGAUGGAAAUCACUUUAUUACUGGGAUGA